Coregonus sp. 'balchen' is the source of this 723-nucleotide messenger RNA. The record is from the annotation of a GenBank genome assembly. Lineage: Eukaryota; Metazoa; Chordata; Actinopteri; Salmoniformes; Salmonidae.
AUGGAUGUGACUUUACAUAGAAGUUGACUUAACCCUCCUUUUUCUUCUCAGGCUGACAGUCCCAAGGAGAGUGUGCUGGGCGACGUGAGCGUGGUGGAGGUGGACGUAUUCGACAGGAAGUCGCUGUGCGAAGAGGACAAGGCGGGCCUGCCACUCAAGAAGGACAAGUACCUGUCAGAGGAGCACAGCAGCGGCAUCGGCGGCUCCUCCUGCAUGUCGACGCCGCGCCAGAGCGUCUCAGACAGCGAGGACGGCGGUGACUCAGGCCAGACCACGACCAGCAUCGUUCAAUACUCAUCAGUGGUGGCCUCGAGCGGCUACAAGGGCCAGACCCCCUGCCCUCUGCCCCAGACCCCCUGCCCUCUGCCCCAGACCCCCCCGUCCGGCUCCUCCCAGUCCCAGACGCCCAGCUUCGCCCGCUCUGAGUCCACCCAACCCCUGCUGGAAAGUGAGGAGGGCCAGGAGGGGAGUGGGCAGACCCACCAGCGCUACCCGCGGAACCCCUACUUCAGGCGCUCACCUGGGGGUAGCGAAAGCAGAGACCCAGGGGACAGGAACCAGCUGGAGAUGGAGGAGCAGGAGUUGGCUUCGCUCCGGUUCUGCCCUCUGGAGGAGGGGGCACAGCAGACCACACCCACAGAUGAGAGCCAGUCCCCUGACGGACAGCCAGGCCCCGCCCCUAGCUACAUGCCUCAGCUGAGGGGCAACAGGCAACAGUGUUAG